CGUCGAGAUCAACAUUAGCAGAUAUCAACCGGAGAUUGAAGGGACAAAACACUACGAUGCGCCCGCCAGAAAGGCAUAAUGGGAUGUUCUAAUGGCUUUUUCGAUCUCCUUGAAGAGGACCUAUAGCGCCCUUUUAAGCUUGACUUGCUUUGGUACAAUCGGUUGGGGGACUUACUGCACUAGGGAGAAAAAGUGGCACACACAACCUUCGAAUCGAGCGGAACAAAACAAUCUUGUUCCCCUUAGGUAGUCGAUAUCUCUGGUAGGGAUGUCGCUAGGUCGUUCGAGUACGGAUGGAACUCAAUCGUGAC
Molecule: messenger RNA, 311 nt
Organism: Guyanagaster necrorhizus
Lineage: Eukaryota; Fungi; Basidiomycota; Agaricomycetes; Agaricales; Physalacriaceae
Exons: 1
Coding region: 92-250 (52 amino acids)
Source: RefSeq, a predicted model, not a curated record